UGCUGAGGCGCGGAGCCCGAGCACCCGCCGAGCAGGAACUGCGGAGACGCAGCCUCCAGCUGGGCAGUCGGGAGCACAGGUCCCCAGUCUUGGGUGGGCGGGGCCGUCCGCGUGGAGGGGCGGGGCUAACCGCCUGGCCUAGCUCACCCGCGAGCCCCGCCCGCGGACCCCAGUUUCCUAGGAACUUUUCCUGAGCUCCAGCCACCUCGAGACCCGGUAGGCCAUGGACGGGCUGCCCUUCGGGGAGCCGGCUCUGGAGCAGGCACUGGCCGAGCCGUGCGAGCUGGACGCGGCGCUGCUGACCGACAUCGAAGACAUGCUUCAGCUCAUCAACAACCAAGACAGCGACUUCCCUGGCCUGUUUGAUGCCCCCUAUGCUGGGGGUGGGGUGGGUGACACAGACCCUGCCAGCCCUGGUGCCAGCUCCCCCGAAAGCUUGUCUCCUCCUGCUUCUCUGAGCUCCUCCCUGGAAGCCUUUCUGGGGGGACCCAAGGUGGCACCUGCACCCUUGUCCCCUCCACCAUCUGCAUCCACUGCAUUGAAGAUGUACCCAUCUGUGCCUCCCUUCUCCCCUGGAUCUGGAAUCAAAGAAGAGCCAGUACCACUCACCAUCCUGCAGCCUCCAACUCCACAGCCAUCACCAGGGACUCUCUUGCCCCAGAACUUCCCUCCACCACCCUCCCAGUUCAGCUCUACCCCUGUGUUGGGGUACUCUAGUCCUCCUGCAGGCUUCUCAGGUACCCUUCCUGGGAGUACCCAGCAGCCACCACCUGGCCUGCCACUGGUUUCUGCACCAGGGAUCUCGCCUGUCUCCUUACAAACGCAGGUCCAGAGCUCAGCUUCCCAGCAGCUGCUGCCAGCCCCAGCAGCCCCUGGAACAACCACUGUGACCUCACAGAUCCAGCAGGUCCCGGUCAUGUUGCAGCCACACUUCAUCAAGGCAGACUCACUGCUGCUGACAGCUGUAAAGACAGAUGCAGGGGCCACAGUAAAGGCUGCAGGCAUCAAUGCCCUGGCCCCUGGCACGGCUGUACAGGCAGGCCCCUUGCAGACCCUGGUAAGUGGUGGGACCAUCCUGGCCACAGUGCCGCUGGUUGUGGAUGCUGACAAGCUGCCCAUCCACCGACUGGCAGCUGGUAGCAAGGCCCUGGGCUCAACCCAGAGCCGUAGUGAGAAACGUACAGCCCACAAUGCCAUCGAGAAACGCUACCGUUCCUCUAUCAAUGACAAGAUUGUGGAGCUCAAGGACCUGGUAGUGGGCACCGAAGCAAAGCUGAAUAAAUCUGCUGUCUUACGCAAGGCCAUUGACUACAUCCGCUUCUUACAACACAGCAACCAGAAACUCAAGCAGGAGAACUUGAGCCUGCGAACUGCUGCUCACAAAAGCAAAUCACUGAAGGAUCUGGUGUCAACCUGUGGUAGUGGAGGAAGCACAGAUGUGCCCAUGGAGGGCAUGAAGCCUGAGGCGGUAGAGACGCUGACCCCUCCACCCUCAGAUGCUGGCUCACCCUCCCAGAGCAGCCCCUUGUCCCUUGGCAGCAAGGGUAGUGGCAGCAGCAGUGACUCUGAGCCUGACAGUCCAGUCUUUGAGGACAGCCAGGUAAAGGCAGAGCAGGUGCCACCACAGCCUCCACUCAACCAGCCUCUGCACAGCCGAGGCAUGCUGGACCGCUCCCGCCUGGCCCUGUGUGCACUGGUCUUCCUGUGUCUGACUUGCAACCCCCUGGCCUCCCUGUGUGGCUGGGGCCUCCCCAGCCCCUCCAGUGCUGCCAGUGUGCAUCAGAGUCCUGGGCGCAGCAUGCUGGAGGCUGAGGGCAGAGAUGGCCCCAGCUGGACCUGGUGGUUGCUGCCCCCCCUGGUCUGUCUAGCCAAUGGACUACUAGUGCUGGUCUGCUUAGCAUUUCUCUUUGUGUAUGGGGAGCCGGUUACCCGACCCCACUCAGGCCCCGCUGUACACUUUUGGAGACAUCGCAAGCAGGCUGACUUGGACUUGGCCCGGGGGGAUUUUGCCCAGGCUGCUCAGCAGCUGUGGCUAGCCCUACAGGCACUGGGCCGGCCCCUGCCCACUUCUCAUCUGGACCUGGCCUGCAGCCUGCUCUGGAACCUCAUUCGCCACCUGCUGCAGCGCCUCUGGGUGGGCCGCUGGCUGGCAGGCCAGGCCGGAGGCCUGCAGAGGGACUGUGGGCUGAGGGUGGAUGCCCGCACCAGUGCCCGAGAUGCAGCUCUCGUCUACCAUAAGCUGCACCAGCUGCACACCAUGGGGAAGUACACAGGAGGGCACCUUGCUGCCUCCAACCUCGCACUGAGUGCCCUGAACCUGGCUGAAUGUGCAGGGGAUGCUGUGUCCAUGGCAACGCUGGCAGAGAUCUAUGUGGCAGCAGCCCUGAGGGUCAAAACCAGUCUCCCAAGAGCCUUGCACUUUCUGACACGUUUCUUCUUGAGUAGUGCCCGCGAGGCCUGCCUAGCACAGAGUGGUUCAGUGCCUCUUGCCAUGCAGUGGCUGUGCCACCCCGUGGGCCACCGUUUCUUCGUGGAUGGGGACUGGGCCCUACGCAGUGCCCCACAGGAGAGCCUGUACAGCUUGGCCGGGAACCCAGUGGACCCACUGGCCCGGAUGACCCAAAUAUUCUGUGAGCAUCUACUGGAGCAAGCACUGAGCUGUGUGGCCCAGCCCAGCCCAGGGGCAGCUGAUGGAGACAAGGAGUUCUCAGAUGCUCUUGGGUACCUGCAGUUGCUAAACAGCUGUGCCGAUGCUGCAGGGGCUCCUGCCUGCAGCUUCUCCAUCAGUUCCAGCAUGGCUGCCACCACUGGCAAAGACCCAGUGGCCAAAUGGUGGGCCUCUCUGACGGCCGUGGUGAUCCACUGGUUGCGGCGGGAUGAAGAGGCAGCUGAACGCCUGUACCCACUGGUGGAACAUAUGCCCCAAGUGCUUCAGGAGACUGAGAGACCCCUGCCCAGGGCAGCUCUAUACUCCUUCAGGGCUGCCCGGGCCCUGCUGGGCCGUAGAAAGGGGGAAUCUGGCCCUGCCAACCUGGCCAUCUGUGAGAAGGCCAGUGGAUACCUGUGGGACAGCUUAGCUAUUACACCAACUGGCAGCUCCAUUGACAAGGCCAUGCAGCUGCUUUUGUGUGAUCUGCUCCUUGUGGCUCGCACUAGCCUGUGGCGGCAGCAGCAGCCACCACCCUCAGCUCAGAUGACUCAGGGUGCCAGCAGUGGACCCCAGGCCUCUGCAUUGGAGCUGCGUGGCUUCCAACAAGACCUUAGCAGCCUGAGGCGUUUGGCACAGAGUUUCCGGCCUGCUAUGAGGAGGGUGUUCCUACACGAGGCCACAGCCAGGCUGAUGGCAGGAGCUAGCCCGGCACGGACACACCAGCUCCUGGACCGUAGUCUAAGGAGGCGGGCAGGCUCUGGUGGCAAAGGAGGUGCAGCAGCUGAACUGGAACCUCGGCCCACUUGGCGGGAGCAUACCGAGGCCUUGCUGUUAGCCUCCUGCUACCUACCGCCAGGCUUCCUAUCAGCUCCAGGACAGCGUGUGAGCAUGCUAGCUGAGGCUGCACGUACACUAGAGAAGCUUGGUGACCGCCGACUGCUGCUUGACUGCCAGCAGAUGCUUCUGCGCCUGGGCGGCGGGACCACCGUCACCUCCAGCUAGAUUCAGGCAGGUGGCCCCCAUCUCAAGUGUCCUGGUCUCCACAGUUCACCACGUCUCCACUGGGGGUGGGAGUCCCUUGAAGACCUGUCACUUGCUUUGGUCUGCUAGAGGGGUGUGAAUCUACCUCGUCAACCUGGCAAGUGGCGGUCAGGAUGGUGCUGACCUCCAGUGGCUGAUCGGAGAAUUGCAGUGGCCUACCACGUGCCACCCUCAUAUGUAAGCACCUUAGUGGCUUGUUUUUCCUAGCCUAUGCAAAAAGGAUGAGAGGAAACUUUCCCCCGAGGAAGCCCUGCCCCAAGGUGCCUCUCUUCCUCUUGGGGAGAUUUGUAUAUAGUGUAGAUGCGGCCAGCCUCUAUGCCUGGCGGGCUCAUGUGCUACUUUUGAGUUUUGCAAACUUUAUUUUCAUAGGUUGAGAAAUUUUGUACAGAAAAUUAAAAGUGAAAUUAUUUAUAA
Nannospalax galili (Upper Galilee mountains blind mole rat) is the source of this 4105-nucleotide messenger RNA. RefSeq names its product sterol regulatory element binding transcription factor 1 (gene Srebf1). The coding region runs from base 224 to 3652 and encodes 1142 amino acids. Gene Ontology annotation, molecular function: protein dimerization activity; DNA-binding transcription factor activity, RNA polymerase II-specific; RNA polymerase II cis-regulatory region sequence-specific DNA binding. Gene Ontology annotation, cellular component: nucleus. The record is from RefSeq and is a predicted model, not a curated record. The transcript is spliced from 19 exons. Lineage: Eukaryota; Metazoa; Chordata; Mammalia; Rodentia; Spalacidae. Gene Ontology annotation, biological process: regulation of transcription by RNA polymerase II.